UGAUGAUCUUUGACCAAGACGCUCAAUGUGAUGGCAGGGCAGUUAGCCACAGUUUGGCAGAGGAAGAGGGUGUGUGAUUUUGAGUGGGUUAGUUGCCGGCGUCCCAAGCUUUAGUAAAAUCGCUCAUUUUAGAUGUGACAACCUUCUUACGUGCUUGUAAAGAUAUUAAGAUAAUUCACCCCAAAGGCAGAUAUAUAUAUUCUGAAGCAAAAUGGUGAGAUUUAGUAUAUACGUUAAAGCUGAAACUGAGAAUGUGGAGACUUUGUUCUUCAAUCCUGAUGAGUAUGUCUGGAAUAUAAUGGUGAAGUGUGCUAAUUGUAAAGAAGUGUACGACAACUGGCAGACAUUGUGUAAAAGUGUAACCAAACCACUACGUGUUGGAAGAGGAUAUGUUCACUACUCGUCCAAGUGUAAAUUUUGCAAGAUGGAGAAUAGUAUCAUUAUUAUGGAGGACUCCAUGAAGCCAUAUGAUGGAAACAGAAAUGAUUUCCAGCCUAUUGCAACGUUUGAGUGUCGUGGGAUUGAACUGAUUGGCAUUAGACCAGGUGGUGGUUGGAUUGUAACAACAAAGAGGAACAAUAGCACUUUCACUGAUAUCAAUCUUGAUGAAGAUUAUGUAGAAUACAAUGAAGAAGGUGUUUUAAGUAUUUUGGAUUUUGAGUGUCAAGUUAGAAGAUCCUGAGUGAAAUAAGUGUGUUAUUAUUGUACUGUGUUCAAAUAAAUUCUUAAUAUGUA
Schistocerca serialis cubense is the source of this 735-nucleotide messenger RNA. RefSeq names its product UPF0587 protein v1g245604. The transcript is spliced from 6 exons. The record is from RefSeq and is a predicted model, not a curated record. Gene Ontology annotation, molecular function: zinc ion binding. Lineage: Eukaryota; Metazoa; Arthropoda; Insecta; Orthoptera; Acrididae. Bases 212 to 682 code for a protein of 156 amino acids.